GGGGGGGGGAGCUAUCUUGUAAAAUGUUUUUUUCGUGCUGCGACACGUUCUUAUGACUGACCCUUCAAGCUCUCUUCUAAAGCUUGAAAACCAAAUUCUUAGCCAUGUAAAGUACUUUUCAGAAUGAUGAUUUCGAUCAUGUUUUGUAUAUGUUUAUACAUAUAAAUACAUAUCUGCAGGUGAGGCCCAUUCGAGUGAUUAUGGAUGGAAUGAAAAUGUUCUUAUUUCUGUUCGUUUUAAUCUGGAAGGCAAGAGAGGGCGUCUUCGCCAUGCAAGGUGACCACAUAAUCAGUAAUGGUGUUAUUCUGUAGCAAGCAGAGUGACCUUGCAGUGUUUAAACAGCAGCCGUCAAUUUUAUAGUACGCAUGUCUUCCUAAAAGAGACUAACUAAUUACAAAAACAUCUGUGGUAUUCGUCGUCGUCGUCUUCUUCUUCUUCUUCUUCUUNCUUCUUCUUCUUCUUCUUCUUCUCCUUCUUCUUCUUCUUCUUCCUCUUCCUCUUUGCGUGUAGCAUUUUUAUAGUUCAGUAUAUAAUGAGUAUUUGUCCACUUCCAGAAAAAUGCUACGCACUUUUAUUCUGCAUUUUUUAGAAUGUGGUUCAGUGGUAAACAACACAUUAACAAGUCCCGGAUAUCCAAACGACUAUCCGAAUAACGUUGACUGUCAUUACUCAGUUCCAAUACCACAAGGCAUGGCGAUGAAAAUUACCUUUGAUCACUUUGUGGUGCAGUUGGGUUUUAAAUGUGGGUAUGACUAUCUGAAAAUCAGCAAUGACGUGAACGAGACGUUUGGUACGUACUGCGGUGACAGGACUGGAAGGACAGUUACUGUAACUGGAAAUCAGGUUGUGAUGACAUUCCAUUCAGAUCAAAGUGUACAGAAGAGAGGGUUUGUUGUAACACUCACUUCAACUCCGAUUGCGGCACCAACAUUAACGUUGAGAGAUUCUGUUGUGUCAGCAAUACCAGGUAACAUACUAUGGUGUUUGGCGACUGGAACACCUCCUAUAUACAUAGCGCUGUUUAGGAACAAUAUAUUGAUGGUGAACAGGACAAGUCCUGUAGGCAUCUAUUUGUACGUGGAAUAUAACUACACAUGUGUGGCCACCAGCAAGUAUGGAACUGAUGUGAGAAAGUAUUCAAUCGUCUUUGUCGGUGAGGAUUAUUUUUCUGACUUACAUUAAUCAAGGUAUUUUUAUUUCUAUGUUAUCUUCAGUGCGGCGCGCUGGAGUCAUUGCAGCAAUCAAUUUUUGGAGCGAUUUUACAAUUCCGGGCCACUUAUUAACAUAUCUCUCAAUGCUUCUAAGAACGAGGCAUGUAGAAACAAAAGGAACCAUUCAAUUUCAAAGAGGUGCAAAUGAGUGAUCCGGUAUUCUACAAUCUAGCCGAAGAAAAAAGAACAAAAAACAAAAACAAAAAUAUCCAGGAAUGGCUAGGAAUACGAAUAAGUAAGAUGGGUGGACUAUGGACCGCAUAAACAAUUGAAUAAAUGAAUGAAAAAUAAAUAAGCCAUUUUUUUAACCGGAUGCAAUGACUAAAAGAAAUAACUGCUAUAAAGAUUCGACGGGUCAGAAACGGGCCGGUCAAAAAGUUACUUGAUUAUCAGCUUUAAGUUGUUGACGGUAAAUUAACUGCUCAGUAACGAAUUUUGAAGAGCUGACUGUUCUAUUGCUUUAACAGAAUGCGGUUCAGUGGUAAACAACAUUCUAAGAAGUCCAGGAUAUCCACACAACUACGCAGCCAAUAUGGAUUGUAAUUACACGGUUCCUAUUCCACAAGGCAUGGCAAUGGGGAUUAAUUUCCAAGAUUUUGACUUGCAAGACAGUUCAUCAUGCAGGUACGAAAAUACAUAAGUAUUAAUUUAUACAGCCUGUAACCGGAAAAUGUU
Messenger RNA from Orbicella faveolata, 1886 nucleotides. RefSeq lists its product as uncharacterized. Gene Ontology annotation, cellular component: extracellular matrix. The record is from RefSeq and is a predicted model, not a curated record. Gene Ontology annotation, molecular function: protein binding. Lineage: Eukaryota; Metazoa; Cnidaria; Anthozoa; Scleractinia; Merulinidae.